Messenger RNA from Zasmidium cellare ATCC 36951, 1536 nucleotides. RefSeq lists its product as uncharacterized. Gene Ontology annotation, biological process: transmembrane transport. Gene Ontology annotation, cellular component: membrane. The transcript is spliced from 8 exons. Gene Ontology annotation, molecular function: transmembrane transporter activity. Lineage: Eukaryota; Fungi; Ascomycota; Dothideomycetes; Mycosphaerellales; Mycosphaerellaceae. The coding region runs from base 1 to 1536 and encodes 511 amino acids. The record is from RefSeq and is a predicted model, not a curated record.
AUGUCUCGAACAUCGAGCCCCGACCUCAAGGCAACAACAGAUCUCGUCGAGGAUGUAUUGCCUACAGGAGCACACACAAAUGAAGAGUUCUCCAAGCAAGACCGCGAUCUAGUUCACCGCAUCGACUGGCAUCUCAUGCCAUGGCUCUCGUUGCUCUACCUCGCCUCCUUCUUGGAUCGCACAAAUGUGGGCCAGGCACGAAUUGCCGGUCUCCAAGCAGACCUGCAAAUGACAGACGCCCAGUUCAACACAUCCCUGGCUCUGUUCUUCGUGAUCUAUGCCGUGUUCGAACCGAUCAGCAAUGUCUUCAUUGGCAAGAUCAGGCCGAACGUUGACAAGUUCUUCGUGGCUCGUGGUAUCAUCCUCUGGAGCAUCGUCUGCAUCUGCCAGGGCCUUGUCAAAGACUUCGCCGGCAUGGCCGCUGUCCGCUGGUUCCUCGGCGUCUUCGAAGCAGGCCUCUAUCCUGGCGUGGCGUUUAUUCUCUCAUGCUUUUACAAGAAGUCGGAGUUUGGCGUUCGCACCGCCAUAUUCGUCGCGUCGGCAGCAUUCGCUGGCUCUUUCGGCGGUCUUUUGCCAGCAGCAAUCUUGCAAAUGGACGGUGUAGGAGGCUACCCCGGCUGGGCGUGGAUUUUCAUCAUCGAGGGCCUGGCUACGUUUGUGUUGGGCGUGGCAUCGUUCUUUAUGGUUCAGGAUUUCCCGGAGACUGCGAAGUUUCUUUCCGAAGAAGACCGGGCGAGGCUCUUUGCGAGACUUGCAGAGGAUGAUCGAAGAGGUGAUAAUCAGCAAACGUUCAAGUGGAAGUAUGUGUGGGAUGCUGUCUCGGAUUGGAAGACGUGGACAGGGUCUAUCACGACCAUCGGGUGCUCUGGGGGCUUAUAUGCCUUCAGCCUGUUCCUACCCACAGUACUCAGAGGCCUCGGCUUCUCAGUGAUCCGCACAAACUUGCUCUCUGUAGCACCCUACGCGGCGGGUGCGCUAUUCACGAUCUUCAUCGGCUUCGUAUCCGAUCGCUUGAUGCGUCGGGGCCUGAUACAAAUCUCAACAUCGUUACUUGGAGUGAUUGGAUUUACCUUACUCGUUGCGCACGUACAUCCCUGGGUCAAAUACGGUGGUUCUUUCCUCGCAACCAUGGGCGUAUACCCAUGCGUUCCGCACUCGCUUGUCUGGAUCUCCAACAACAUUGAAGGAUUCUACAAACGCGGCAUCGUCUUCGGUAUUUGCAUUGGCCUCGCCAACCUUCAGGCUCGUCUAGCUCUGUUUACCGCCAGAUUGGUCGAGACUGACAACUCACAGGGCGUCGUAAUCUCCUACCUCUUCCCUGCGAGCGACGCACCCGCCUACCGAGCGGGCAAUUCCACUGCCUUGGGGUACGUUGCCAUCGGCAUCACGCUAGGAUCGAUGUUGCAAUAUGUUCUGUUGAGCUUGGAGAACCGAGCAAGACGUGCCGGUAAGAGAGACGCAAGGAUCGAGAACAAGAGCGAGGAGGAAAUCGCUGCGCUAGGAGACAAGAGGCCUGAUUUUUUCUAUGUGCUUUGA